GUUUGAUCUUAUUAUCUUAGAGCAUCUGUGGCUAGUUAAGUAGCUAGCCUAGCUGCGUUUCAAAACAACUUGAGUAAAUCACAAUCGAGGAGUUGUCGAGUUGAGUAAUGGACACAAGUUUGAUCAGGCGCUUAAAAGAAACGGAACUCAAGAAGCAGAUCAAGGCGAGAGUUCAGCUUGGUGUUUGGUAGGAUCGCAUGUUUUUACAGGAUUAGGGCUUAAAGGGGACCGACUGGGAAUUUUCUCACUUCCGGUUUGAACCUGCAUUCCUACAGUGUUUUGGAGUGGCAGCGAUCUUUCAAAGUGUGGGAAGCUACCAGUCCCUGCAUGCAUCAGAUAAAAAGGCGAAAUGGGAUUGUUGUGACCGAGAUGCCGUCUGUAUAUCUAGGAAAUCAAGAUUUGGAGACGAAACAACUUGGAUCUCAAACAAACUGCCCUGUUUCCGGAUGAUUUGAUUCCUGCUGCACUCCUAGCUCUGCGUUAUGAGCGCCAUCAGCGAUUAAAGAACCACUUACUUUGUAAUCUGAUUCAUUUGAUACUUAACCACAACAAUGUGGUGAUGUGUUUGCACUUGAGGGGACGAGCAGUACAUUUCAUGUAGAUUUUAACUGUGGAUCAAAAGCAAUGGAAAUAUAGUUUUAAGAUGAACUAAAAAUACCGCACGGAAAGUGCAAACGUGUUACAGACAAUGCAAAAUCACUGAUUGAUGAAUUGGAGUUCACGGAAAUCACUCGGAUGCAUCAUUUUGCACUUGAGUUUUAAAGUAAACUGGAAGGACGGUCACAUGAUGCUCGAAGUAUUUCACCCUAAAACUUCAGCACUAAACAGCCUGGUACUUUAAGACACAGGAAACGUGACAGGGGAAUUGAAAGCUGUCGUUUCAUGAGGAUACAUUUUGAACAGAAGAAUGGCAGGAAAAGACUACCAUCAUCUCUUCAAGUUGCUCAUCAUUGGUGACUCCAAUGUAGGGAAAAGCAGUUUGCUCCUACGAUUCGCAGACAACUCAUUCUCUGGCAGUUACAUAACUACUAUUGGAGUUGACUUUAAGAUUCGCACGGUAGAGAUAGAUGGCGAAAGAGUUAAACUCCAGAUCUGGGACACUGCAGGGCAGGAAAGGUUCAGGACCAUCACCUCGACGUAUUACAGAAACACUCAUGGUGUCAUCAUCGUUUACGAUGUUACAAAUCCUGAAUCGUUUGUCAACGUGAAAAGAUGGUUAAACGAGAUAUCACAGAACUGUGACAAUGUCUGCAAAAUUUUAGUUGGAAACAAGAAUGAUGAUCCUUCUAAAAAAGCUGUGGAAACUCAAGAAGCUCUGCGCUUUGGAGAAUCAGUUGGUGUGAGGUUAUUUGAGACAAGUGCUAAAGAGAAUAUCAAUGUAGAAGAGAUGUUCAUGGCUUUCACUCACAUGGUCCUUCGGGCCAAGAAACAGAGCCAGAGUCGAGCAGAGAGAGAGAGGGAGAGAGAAAAGGACACUGUCCAUAUAAAUUCGCACAGGGACAGAGAAAGGAGGAAGAAAGGGAAGAAAUGCUGUUAGGAAAGAGGGACAAAUCGAACACCUUUGCAACUCUGAUCCUUUGGGUCAUGUUUCCAGCUCAGAAAUGUGACUUUUUUUUAUGUUAACACUGCGCUUAGAUAAAACCAAGAGGAAUAAAAAAAUAACUUGCUAUUAUGUGCCGAACAUCAGCGUUUGUUUACACAAAUGUUUAUCAAUUAAAUGUUUUUUGUUUGUUUGUUUGUUUUUUUACAAAAGGGGAAUUGACUGGCAUGGAUUUACACUGGCAUCGAAGGCCUGGUCCAGGAAAGACACUAUAUUCAAAAUGUCUUAUGCGUUCCACUGUGAUUAGUGAGAGGUGUUUCUUGGAUUAAAAUUGACUUGAUAUAUGUCAUUAAUGUAUGCAAAUAAUAAAAUAGCAAUAAAAUAUGAUUUUAAAAAUCACAACAACAAUGUUCAUUUCUGAUAUCUUGAAAAAGUAAUGUAUGUAGGUGACCCGUGCUGGACUGAUUAAAUGCUCACUGUCCUUUGCCAUAUAAAAUGCUAAAAUGCACAUGUUUCUGAGCCAGAGUUGUUGUUAGAUUAACCUACUAAAUGAACGGUGUAGGAACCAUUUCUUUAUAUUAUUAAAUUUGACCUCUGAGUCACGUUCAUGACUCAUGAAUAAAAAAUGUAUUAAAUUA
This is a messenger RNA of Puntigrus tetrazona (Sumatra barb), 2178 nucleotides long. Its product is annotated as ras-related protein Rab-35. Gene Ontology annotation, molecular function: GTP binding; GTPase activity. The transcript has 7 exons. The record is from RefSeq and is a predicted model, not a curated record. Lineage: Eukaryota; Metazoa; Chordata; Actinopteri; Cypriniformes; Cyprinidae. Gene Ontology annotation, biological process: endocytic recycling. Gene Ontology annotation, cellular component: endosome membrane; plasma membrane. The coding region runs from base 908 to 1537 and encodes 209 amino acids.